AUGCUCGCCGAACGCAGCCUGUGCCUCAGCGUCGAUGACAUCUUGAGCGCCGAGAACUUCCAGCUCACCGCGACGGGCGAGUCGCGCUACUCGCUCGACACGGUCGGAUCCCUCGUCUCGGCCGACGUGCCGCCGCACAACCCGUACCGCGAGUCGCAGUCGUCGGCCGGGUCGGGCUGGAACACCAACGGCCUCGACGGCUUCGAGUGGACCACUGCGCUCACGCAGGACAACGUCUUCCACGUCCCGUCCGAAGACGUCUCGUCGACGUCGACUGCGUGGACAACGACGGCGUCCGCAACGGCCAAGAAGACGCCGGCGACGCUCAUCUCGGUCUCGCCCAUGGAGCUGCACUUUGACGCCAACUUGGCGCCCAAGCACACGCUUGAGAUCGCGAAUGUUUCGAGAUCGCAGUCGAUCCUCUUCAAGAUCAAGACGCCAUCGAAGUACCGGCAGCAUUAUGUCAUUACGCCCAACAAGGGCGUCCUCCGGCCGUCGAGCGCCCUUACGAUCUCGAUUGAGAUCCCCAACCACGAAGCCAAGCGGCUCAUCCAGACCAACACGCGCCAAUGCACCACAACGUGGGCCCACCCUGUGAAGGUCCAGCUGCUCAAGGUCCACGACGACGUCUACGACCAGCUCGAGUGCAUGGAGUACGACGAGCAGCAGCAGCUGUACGCGACGUUGUGGGCGGCCGCGGAUGCGACCACGGAGGCGUGGCGUCUCGACGAGAAGAUGCUCACGUUCCACGUCAAGUGCACGCGCCUCCUCUUCCUCGAAGCCGGCGUCAUGACGAUCGCCUCGCCCCUCCACGUGACGGCCACCACGAACCAGUUUGAGACGUGCCUCCACAGCCUGCGCCUCUAUAGCCUCGAGAGCUCGGCCAUUAUCUACUUGCACAACAAGGCAUCGUCGCCGGUCGCAUACAAGGUGCUCACAACGGCGCCGGCGCGGUACCGCAUCUCGCCGUCCUUCCAGCUCGUGCCGCCGAAAGCCCGCGCGGAGCUUCGCAUUUGCUUUACAAAAACCUUUCAGAGCUCGGCGCGCCAUCUCGGCGGCGCCGUCCGCUUAAAAGACACGCUGCGCAUCGAAGCCAUCGUGCUCACGGGCUUGACGCCGUCCGUCGAAGUCGAGACGCGCCGCUCCAAGGACGAUAUCAAGCGCAUCGUGCAGUCCAUGUGGCCCACGUUCGACGCCGACGUCAAGAGCAUGACAUACAUCUCGUGCAUGGUCGACCUCGUCGUCGCGGCCGACUGAGACGAGGGCUCUUUGCUUCUGCAAGCAUACGAUAGUCCGU
Messenger RNA from Saprolegnia parasitica CBS 223.65, 1297 nucleotides. RefSeq lists its product as hypothetical. Gene Ontology annotation, molecular function: FFAT motif binding. NCBI's taxonomy places the organism in Eukaryota, Oomycota, Saprolegniomycetes, Saprolegniales, Saprolegniaceae. The record is from RefSeq and is a predicted model, not a curated record. The coding region runs from base 1 to 1257 and encodes 418 amino acids. Gene Ontology annotation, biological process: endoplasmic reticulum membrane organization. The transcript has a single exon. Gene Ontology annotation, cellular component: plasma membrane; endoplasmic reticulum membrane.